AUGGAUGAUAUAGACCAAUCAGAAAUAUAUGAUCCUUCCAUAAAUUCAUUCAGUCAAGUUGGUUCUGUUAUUGAUCAUCCUCUGUUCUUGCAAAGUGAGAUACAAGGUUGCCUUGAUGUUGGUGACCCUAACUAUGAAUGUUCAAUUUGUGGCGCGUGUUUUUGGUUAUUAGAACGUGUUGAAAGAGAUUCUACGGUUAAUCGUCCUAUUUUUACUGUUUGUUGCUCAAAGGGAAAAAUUCAGUUACCUUAUCUCCAAAAGUCCUCAGAUCUGUUAUAUGAUUUGAUCAAUGGACAUGAUAGCAAGAGUUUGUACUUCCAAAAAAAUAUUCGAUCUUAUAAUAGUAUGUUUGCCUUCACAUCUCUUGGCAGUAAGGUAUUGGAUUCAGUGAAUGAUGAGAGGGGUCCACCACAGUUUAUAAUAAGUGGUCAAAAUUAUCAUCGGAUUGGAAGUUUGCUCCCAGAUGCUGGUGAGAAGCCUAAAUUUGCGCAGUUAUACGUAUACGACACUCAGCAUGAGAUAAUGCAUAGGCAGCAAAUUUUUGGGCAAACAUCUGAGAUAGAUAAAGAAUUGAUAACUAAGUUGUUGCAAAUGAUCGAUAUCCAUAAUGUCAUAGCACAGUCUUUUCGAAGAGUUAAAGAAUUCUAUGAGUGUCAUCCAUCUGAGAUUUUCUCAUUGAAGUUGUAUUCGCAACGGAACGUUGAUCGAAGAAUGUAUAGUGCUCCCUCUUGCGAUGAAGUUGCUGCUUUGAUUGUUGGAGAUUUUGAUUCGUCGGACCAUGGUCGUGACAUUAUUGUUCGAUCUACUGGUGGUUGGUUGCAACGUAUAUAUGAAACUCAUGCUCUAUAUUGGCCCUUACAGUAUCCUCUGUUGUUUCCAUAUGGCGAGGAUGGUUAUCAGCUAAACAUUGGUUAUCGAGGUCAACAGCUUGGAUAUGUUCCUGGAAGGAGAACAAGAGUUUCCCUCAGGGAAUUCAUAUGUUUACGUCUCCAGAUUAGGGAACACGAAGAUGGAAUUAUUCACAAGUGUAGGCGGUUGUUUCAACAAUUUGUUGUUGAUUGUUUCACCAUGAUUGAGUCCCAGAGGUUGUAUGAGAUUAGAAUGAAGCAAAGUACAAUUAGAGGAGAAGUCCUUCAAGGAAUAGAGGAGGCUAUGCGUCGUGGCGAUGACGAGGCUUCUUCAAUUGGGACACGAAUCAUUUUGCCUUCUUCCUUCACUGGUGGUAGACGUUAUAUGUUUAACCGUUGUCAGAAUGCCAUGCGGUUCACGGAGCGAGAGCGAAUUCCAAUCGCUGAUCGUCCUGAUAUCUCUUGUCGUGUCUUUCAUGCCAAGUUGAAGUGCCUCCUUAGUGAUCUCAAGGAAGGUGUGUUUUUUGGUCCACUUAAUGCAGGUAUGUAUACUAUUGAGUUCCAAAAAAGAGGUCUACCGUAUGCACAUAUGUUACUCUGGCUUAACGGGGAAAGCAACUUACAAAGUGUUGAAAUUGUUGAUGAAUUCAUCUGUGCCGAGCUACCCAAUCCCCAGAAAUUUCCAUCUCUUUAUAAUGUCGUCACCAAGUACAUGAUCCAUGGUCCCUGUGGUCCACUUAGACCGAGUUCUCCUUGCAUGAAAGAUGGUAAGUGCUCAAAAUUUUAUCCGAAAAGAUUCGUUGACCAAACGAGCUUUGAUGAAGAUGGCUAUCCAAUAUAUAGACGUCGUAAUAUGGGUGUCACAGUGAAGAUCAACGAUGUCGAUAUCGACAACAGAUUUGUUGUGCCCUAUAAUCCACUGUUGUUAAUGAAAUAUCAGGCUCACAUAAAUCUCGAGUUCUGUAACAAGUCAAACGUGAUUAAGUAUCUAUUUAAGUAUGUUAACAAGGGUCCGGAUCGGGUGACCGCAACUGUUGGAGAAAGAUAUGAUGUUGGUGAAUCUUCUCAGGUGGUUGAUGAGAUCAAACAGUAUUACGAUUGUCGUUAUUUGUCACCGUCUGAAUCCAUGUGGAGAAUUUUUGCUUACGAUAUUUAUCAAAGAUGGCCGUCGGUACAGAGGUUGACUUUUCACUUGCCUAACCAGCAACAUGUUGUAUUCGAUGAUGCUGAUAUCACUACUCAUGUUUAUUUGCGCAACAAAGAUUUGCUGACGAUGUUUACGGGUUGGAUGAUGGCCAACAGGCGGUUCUCGGAAGGGCGGUCUCUAACAUAUAUUGAAUAUCCAGGCAAAUUUGUCUAUUGUUUGAGGAGCAGGGAGUGGAAGCCAAGACAGAGGGGAUUCUCAAUUGGAAGAUUGAGUUUUGCUCAUCCCUCAUCUGGUGAACUUUUCUACAUGCGGAUGCUUUUGAAUGUUCAAAGAGGUUGUACCAGCUUUCGAAGAAUAAGAACCGUGAAUGGUGUUACUUAUGAUACAUUUCAAGAGGCAUGUUCCGCCAUGGGAUUCUUGAUAGAUGAUAAGGAGUAUGUUUCUGCUAUUAAGGAAGUCGCCGAGUUAGCGUCAGCUGCACAGCUAAGGAGGCUUUUUGUGAUGUUGCUGUUAUCUGGUUCCAUGGGAAGACCUUUGUUAGUUUGGGAGCAAACUUGGACUUAUUUGUCUGAUGAUAUUCUUUACCGCAGAAGACACGAGCUGCAAUAUCCUGAUCUAACUAUGAGUCAGGACGAGUUACAAACAUUUUGUUUGUUGGAGAUUGAGAGACUAUUGCAGAGUAAUGGAAAAUCAUUGAGAAAUUAUGCUGGCAUGCCGGUUCCUAAUAACUCUUUAGUCUCUCAAUUUAGCAAUUUGAUGCUGUUGCGUGAGUUGUUUGGUGGCACUGGAAAAACUUUUUUAUACAGAGUUUUGUCAGCUAGAUUGCGAUCUGAGAAAAAGAUUGUUAUAAAUGUUGCUUCUAGUGGUAUUGCUUCUUUGUUGUUACCUGGUGGUAAGACGGCGCAUUCUAUGUUCAAUAUUCCUGUUGACCUGACUGAAGACACUGUUUGCCAGAUUAAGAAGGACAGUCCAAAAGCUGAGGUAUUUCGAUUGGCCGAUUUUAUUUUUUGGGAUGAGGCACCAAUGACUAACAAAUUAGCAUUUGAAGCGCUUGAUAGGACGUUGCGUGAUAUAAUGGUUUCAAACUCUGAUAGGAAUAAAGAUUUACCUUUUGGUGGGAAGGUGGUCGUUCUGGGUGGUGAUUUCAGGCAGGUCUUGCCAGUUAUUCCAAAAGGUUCGCGUGCUGAGAUUGUCAUGGCUUCCAUAAAUUCUUCUAUCAUUUGGAAAUAUUGCGAAGUUUUGCAAUUGACAAAAAAUAUGAGGUUAGCAAUCGGAUCGGAACAAUCAACUGCUCAGGAGUUAAGGUCGUUUUCAGAUUGGAUACUUCAAAUUGGUGAAGGUCGAUGUGGAACAGUGGUCAACGAUAAACUUUUUGUUGAUAUUCCUUCUAAUCUAAUCAUUCCUGUCUUGGAAAAUCCAGUGGAAGAUAUUAAUUUUUGUGAUCCAAGUUUUUUCCAAGAUAGGGCAAUACUCGCUCCGACUGUCGACAAUGUUGAAGAGAUAAACAAUUAUAUAGUUGACUUGUUGCCCGGUGAGGAGAAAAAUUAUCUCAGUGCUGAUUCGAUAUGUGGUAGUGAUGCCUAUUCUGAUGUUGAUGUUGAUUGGAUAACUGUUGAAUUCUUGAAUCAGAUUAGGUGUUCUGGUCUACCUAAUCAUUUGUUGAAGUUGAAAAUAGGCGUGCCUAUUAUUUUGUUGAGGAAUAUUGAUCCAGCUGGGGGUUUGUGUAAUGGGACUCGACUUGUUAUGCGAGAUCUAGGGACAAAUGUGAUCGGUGCCGAUAUUGUUUCUGGUAGCAAUGUUGGGGAUAAAGUUUUUAUCACUAGAAUGAAUAUGAUUCCUAGUGAUACGGUUAUACCCUUUAAAUUCCAACGUCGUCAAUUUCCGGUUUCUUUGUUGUUUGCAAUGACAAUCAACAAAAGCCAGGGUCAGACAUUAUCAACAGUCGGAUUGUUCUUGCGUUGUCCUGUGUUUUCUCACGGUCAGCUUUAUGUAGCUCUUUCCCGAGUUAGGAAUAGAAAUGGUCUUAAGAUUUUACUUUGUGAUGAAGGAUUAGUUGAUGCUGCCAGGACUGAAAACGUUGUAUUUAAGAAAGUGUUUGAUAAGAUAUAA
Messenger RNA from Arachis ipaensis, 4104 nucleotides. RefSeq lists its product as uncharacterized. NCBI's taxonomy places the organism in Eukaryota, Viridiplantae, Streptophyta, Magnoliopsida, Fabales, Fabaceae. The record is from RefSeq and is a predicted model, not a curated record. Gene Ontology annotation, biological process: DNA repair; telomere maintenance. Gene Ontology annotation, molecular function: DNA helicase activity.